AUUCAUACCUCAACGAUCAGCAUCGACACGAUUCCCGUUUCUCUCAUACUCGUCCACCAUCAAAAUGCCCACCCUAGCCCUUGCCUCAGCAACCGCAAACUUCGGCCUCACCCUCCUUCGCACAUUCCUCCACCUCAACGCCCUCACACCAACCCACACCCUCAUCCUCCUCUCCCGCACCCCUCAACCCCAGCUCUCCGAGGUGGACCCGAAUCUCACCGUCCGCAUAGUGGACUACACGGACCUCGACCAGCUCACCCACGCCUUGCGGGACGUCCACACCCUCCUCUCCCUCAUCGGUGGCGCCGGACUAAGGGACUCUCAACUCGCUCUCAUCGCCGCCGCCAAAUCCGCGGGCGUGAAGCGCUUCGCGCCAAGCGAGUUCGCGGGACACGGGUACGAGGGUAUCGAUCUGUACGCCGGGAAAGCGGAAGUAUGGGAAGCGGCCAAAGCGUCGGGGAUGGAAGUCACGAAGUUUGAGACGGGUCUGUUUAUGAGUGUUCUCGCGACAGGGACACCGAAAGAAUCAACGGAGGUCGGGGUGAGAGAAGGAGCAAAGUCGGGAGAAGAGGAGGCGUUGGCUGGUUUGCGGCCGUGGAAGUUUGUCAUCGAUGCGGAGGCCGGCACGGCGGAUUUGCCGGGUGAUGGGAGGGCGAAGUUGGUCUGGACAGAUAUGAGGGAUGUGGCGAGGUUCGUGUGGGAGGCUUGUGCGUUGGAGGAGUGGGAUGAGGUGAGUGGGAUGAGAGGGGACGUCAAGUCGUUUCGGGAGGUGGUGGAGAUUUUGGAGAGGGUGCAGGGGAGGAAGUUUCUCAUUAAGGGGAAUCCGUUGGACAAGUUGGAAAAGGAGGCUGAGGAGCCAGGCAUGCGAUUUUACAACCAGUGUCGCAUCGCAUUUGCGAAGGGUUGGGGAAUGGUGGGAGACGACCUCAAUCGAGCGUUUCCGGAUGUAAAGGCGACGACCUGCGAGGAGUUCAUUGGGAAGUGGUGGGGAGGAGUGGCACUUGGAGAGCCGCAGUGGGUGGAUGUCAAGGCGUUUGAUGCUGAAGACAUGUAA
Zymoseptoria tritici IPO323 is the source of this 1054-nucleotide messenger RNA. RefSeq lists its product as uncharacterized. The record is from RefSeq and is a predicted model, not a curated record. NCBI's taxonomy places the organism in Eukaryota, Fungi, Ascomycota, Dothideomycetes, Mycosphaerellales, Mycosphaerellaceae. The transcript has a single exon. The coding region runs from base 65 to 1054 and encodes 329 amino acids.